This is a messenger RNA of Dovyalis caffra, 2250 nucleotides long. The record is from the annotation of a GenBank genome assembly. Lineage: Eukaryota; Viridiplantae; Streptophyta; Magnoliopsida; Malpighiales; Salicaceae.
AUGGGCAGCCUGGAGAUACAAACACCGUAUACCUCCACUAACCUCACUGACCUAGAGAAACCCACCACCGAGGUCAUUGACGACGACGACAUAUCCCCUAUUGAGGAGGUCCGACUAACCGUGACCAACACGGACGACCCAACCCUACCCGUAUGGACCUUCCGGAUGUGGUUCUUGGGCCUAAUAUCAUGCGCCCUCUUAGCUUUCCUCAACCAGUUCUUCUCUUACAGAACCGAGCCACUUGUUAUAAGCCAAAUCACUGUCCAGGUGGCUACACUCCCUAUAGGUCACUCCAUGGCUGCUGUGCUGCCAAAAACCAAGUUCAAGAUUCCUGGGUUCGGGUCCAAAACGUUCUCUUUUAACCCAGGUCCGUUUAACAUGAAAGAACACGUGCUUAUUUCUAUAUUUGCUAAUGCUGGAAGUGCAUUUGGUAGUGGAUCUGCUUAUGCUGUUGGUAUUGUUACUAUCAUCAAAGCAUUUUAUGGAAGGAGUAUUUCUUUCUUGGCUGGUUGGCUUCUCAUUAUCACUACUCAGGUGUUAGGCUAUGGCUGGGCAGGGCUAUUGAGGAAGUAUGUGGUGGAGCCAGCUCAUAUGUGGUGGCCUGCCACUCUCGUCCAGGUCUCUCUUUUCAGGGCUUUGCAUGAGAAAGAAGAGGAUCACCGCAUGACACGGUCAAAGUUCUUCGUAAUCGCACUAGUUUGCAGUUUUGUCUGGUAUCUAUUCCCAGGAUACCUAUUUACAACACUCUCAAGCAUUUCAUGGGUCUGCUGGGUAUUUCCGAAGUCAGUAACGGCGCAGCAAAUUGGUUCAGGCAUGAGGGGCCUUGGACUUGGAGCCAUUACACUUGACUGGUCUGUUGUGGCAUCCUUCUUGUUCAGUCCUCUCAUUAGUCCAUUCUUUGCCAUCGCCAAUGUCUUGGUGGGCUAUGGAUUGAUAAUUUACGUUGCAAUGCCCAUAGCUUACUGGGGCCUAGACGUGUACAGCGCACGCCGAUUUCCCAUUUUUUCCUCGCACUUAUUUACGGCUGAGGGUCAGAAGUACAAUAUAACAGCUAUUGUUAAUAACAAGUUUCAGCUGGAUCUACCUAACUAUGAAGAGCAAGGACGAAUUCAUUUAAGCUUGUUUUUUGCUCUCACUUAUGGCUUCGGUUUUGCAACCAUUGCCGCCACCCUUACGCAUGUAGCUCUCUUCUAUGGAAGGGAGAUUCUCGAGCAAUAUCGAGCUUCUUACAAGGCCAAGGAGGAUAUCCAUACAAGAUUGAUGAAAAGAUACCAGGACAUACCUUCCUGGUGGUUUUACUUGUUGCUUGGUGUGACAUUAUCAGUUGCUCUUGCAUUGUGCAUCUUCUUGAAUGAUCAAGUUCAGAUGCCAUGGUGGGGACUCAUCUUUGCGAGUGCCAUGGCCUUUUUCUUCACCCUUCCCAUCAGCAUCAUAACUGCCACAACAAACCAGACGCCAGGGCUGAACAUAAUAACAGAGUAUGUUAUGGGCAUCAUAUUACCAGGGCGACCAAUAGCCAAUGUAUGCUUCAAAACCUAUGGAUACAUGAGCAUGGCUCAGGCUGUUUCUUUCCUCAAUGAUUUCAAGCUAGGACAUUACAUGAAGAUUCCUCCAAGAUCAAUGUUCUUGGUUCAGUUCAUAGGAACAGUUCUUGCUGGAACCAUCAACCUUGCAGUGGCAUGGUGGCUGCUGAACUCCAUUGAAAACAUAUGCCAGGAUGAUCUCCUCCCCGCCAACAGUCCUUGGACAUGCCCAGGUGACCGGGUCUUCUUUGAUGCUUCUGUCAUAUGGGGUUUGGUGGGACCCAAGCGGAUCUUUGGAACACUUGGAAACUAUCAGGCCAUGAACUGGUUUUUCCUUGGAGGUGCAGUAGGACCAGUUAUAGUUUGGCUGUUGCACAAAUCAUUCCCCAAGCAAUCUUGGAUUCCCCUGAUUAACCUUCCAGUCCUUCUAGGAGCAACUGCAAUGAUGCCACCAGCUACACCAUUAAACUACAAUGCCUGGAUCAUAGUUGGAACAAUUUUCAAUUUCUUUAUCUUCCGUUACAGAAAGCAGUGGUGGCAGAGGUACAAUUAUGUUCUUUCAGCAGCAUUGGAUGCUGGGGUAGCUUUCAUGGCAGUGCUUCUGUACUUCUCAGUUGGAAUAGAAGAUAAGAAUUUGAAUUGGUGGGGUACAAAUGGUGAACACUGUGAAUUGGCAUCUUGUCCAACAGCCAAGGGCAUAAUGGUUGAUGGUUGUCCAGUUAACUAA